AUGGGAUUCAUCAGUGGCAUGUUCAUUGGUUUCACAAUCGGUAUCCUAUUGAUCAUCGCUUUCGCUCGUCAAGAAAGCACUCGGUCCAAACGCCGCACUGAUUUGGCAAAGACGAUAGCAAGGUUUGCAAGGAUGACGGUGGAAGAUUCUAGAAAACUUUUGCCUCCAAAUUUCUAUCCACCAUGGGUGUUAAAUUGGCUUAAUGUUCAACUACAAAAGAUUUGGCCGUUCGUUGAUGAGGCAGCUUCCGAAUUGAUAAGAAACAAUGUUGAACCCAUUCUUGAACAAUAUAGGCCAGUGAUUUUGUCUUCUCUCACAUUUUCCAAGUUGACACUUGGUAAUGUAGCUCCACAAUUUACAGGGAUUUCAAUUAUUGAAGAGGAUAGUGGACCUAAUGGAAUCACAAUGGAGUUUGACAUGCAAUGGGAUGGUACCCCAAAUAUUGUUCUAGACAUUAAAACCAAAGUUGGUGUGGUACUUCCUGUGCAGGUAAAAAAUAUUGGAUUCACUGGGGUUUUCAGGUUGAUCUUCAAACCUCUAGUAAAUGAAUUCCCUGCUUUUGGAGCUGUCUGUUUUUCUCUAAGAGAAAAGAAAGCUUUGGAUUUUACUCUUAAGGUGGUUGGUGGCGAUAUUUCGUCUUUACCAGGGAUAUCUGAUGCUAUAGAGGAAACAAUUAGAGAUGCUAUUGAAGACUCUAUAACUUGGCCAGUACGCAAAAUUAUACCAAUUAUACCAGGAGAUUACAGUAACCUAGAAUUGAAACCAAUUGGAAUACUAGAUGUAAAGUUAGUGCAAGCAAAGAACUUAGCAAAUAAAGAUAUUAUUGGGAAAUCUGAUCCUUAUGCUGUUGUAUUUGUACGCCCACUUCGCAACAAAACCAAAACCAGUAAAACAAUAAGCAACCAAUUGAACCCAAUAUGGAAUGAACACUUUGAAUUCGUUAUUGAAGAUGCAUCAACACAACACUUGACCAUAAGAAUCUUCGACGACGAAGGAAUCCAAGCAGCAGAGCUUAUUGGUUGCGCCCAAGUUUCCUUAAAGGACCUUGAACCUGGUAAAGUCAAGGAUGUAUGGUUGAAGUUGGUUAAGGAUUUAGAAAUCCAGAGAGAUAACAAAUAUAGGGGUGAGGUGCACUUGGAGCUCUUGUACUGUCCACAUGGAGUUGAGAACACUUUUAAAAGCCCUUUUUCUCCUGAUUAUAAUUUAACCACGUUUGAGAAGACUCUCAAGAGUGGAUCUAGUGACUUAGAGGACGAUGAUAUUUCAAUAUCAUCAUCACGAUCAUCGUCGCGACCAUCAUCACAAUCAUCGUCGCGAAGGAGAAACAGUGUGAUUGUAAGAGGAGUUUUAUCAGUCACUGUAAUUUCAGCUGAAGAUUUGCCAGUAGUUGAUUUCAUGGGCAAGGCCGAUCCAUUUGUUGUCCUUUCAUUGAAAAAAUCAGAAAAGAAAGUCAAAACUAGAGUUGUAAAUGAAACCUUAAAUCCAGUAUGGAAUCAAACAUUUGACUUUGUUGUGGAGGAUGGUUUACACGACAUGUUAAUUGUUGAACUUUGGGAUCAUGAUACAUUUGGCAAGGAAAAAAUGGGGAAAGUGAUCAUGACACUAACAAAGGUGAUCUUAGAAGGGGAAUACCACGAAACAUUUAUUUUGGAUGAUGCCAAAUCUGGAAAGAUUAAUUUGCAUUUAAGGUGGACAGCACAACACAAGUACAGGGAACCUUAA
Molecule: messenger RNA, 1722 nt
Organism: Vicia faba (fava bean)
Lineage: Eukaryota; Viridiplantae; Streptophyta; Magnoliopsida; Fabales; Fabaceae
Source: the annotation of a GenBank genome assembly